AUAAUAAAACAUUAUGUCACAGGGUGACCUGUAUCUGUGUUCUGAGCACAGCAAAGGACACACACGUGAAUGAAUGAGGUUAUUGUUAACUAUAGAAUGCCCGAAUGGCAGAAACGGCAGCAUUUUCUUUGAGCUGCAGCUGAAUCUUACAGUGUAUACAUACGGCGUUGAACGAAAAUGGGGACUUUACCGAAAUAUUUCUUACUCGUGCUCCUCGUUUCCAAUGGUUUACUGCUUACACAAUGUCGGUCCAGCAAUCGUACUGCCGACUAUUUAUUGAAGAUUCAAAAGGAGUUUGAGAAAUAUUCAAUCAACUCAACAGAAGAGCUUCUCGUUUCUCGUAAUGUCGACAAGGUCGGAUCCAACUUUGAUUGCCCAGCAUCCGUUUCACCGACAGUACCAAAAUCUGUCCAUUUACUGCGGCCUGGAGACAUCAAGGUCGUCGGUGCUAUAGGUGAUUCUUUGACGGCGGCGUAUGCAGCGGGUGCUAGCUCCUUUUCACCGCUCAAUUUCGAGUACCCCGGGGAAGCAGCCAGUAUUGGCGGCGAUAAGACGUUAGAGGAGAUAAUUACACUUCCUAAUAUAUUCCGAAAGUAUAAUUCUCACCUGUAUGGCUAUUCGACUGGACUCUCAGUGCCCUUUACCCAACCAUUCAACAAAAGAUUCAAUCUUGCUAUCAGUGGUUCUUAUGCGUCGGAAAUGCCGGAACAGGCUCGAAAUCUGGUCAGAUCGAUGAAGAACGAUCCGACAGUCGACUUUGAGAACGAUUGGAAGUUCAUUACGGUAUUUAUUGGCGGGAACGACUUAUGCAGUGGAUGCCUCUACGUAGAAAGCUCUACGGAGCAGUACAUCAAAUUCCUGGAAAAGGCCAUCCAAAUAUUACACGAUGAGUGCCCCAGGACAUUCGUCAAUGUGGUUGGAAUAAUGCAAGCUGGUCAAGUUAUGGAGCUGCAAGGUCCAUUGAUAUGUAACUUAGUGACCAGUGCGUUUUGCCCCUGUGCACUGGGAGGGACAAUUCCACAACAUUUCGUGUACCUCAAGGCCAGGGAGUACCAGCGACUUCUACGCACCUCAAUCGAGAGUGGGAAGUAUGAUGAUAAAGAUGAUUUUGCAGCCGUUUACCAAUCUUUCUUGGAAGAUUCAGAGAUACCUAGACUGCCGAAUGGCGAUGUCGAUCGUUCAUUCUUUACCCCAGAGUGUUUUCAUCUUAGUCAGAAGGGUCAGGCUGCUCAGUCCACGGCUAACUGGAACAACUUGUUUGAACCCGUCGGAUCUAAGGAUACCUCAUACGACACAAAAGAAACCAUCAACUGCCCUUCCCAGGACUUUCCCUACCUCUACACCAACGUCAACAGCAAACCAGGAUUCCUUGCCAAGAUUCAAAUAUCGUCCGUGGUCGACAACCAGAUACCUAAGACCAAUACGACGUCGAUGUCGAGACAGCCAAGUGACCACGACAUCAACACUAUACUACGGAGGCUUCCGUGAUCGCAUAACCAUCAUGGAGUUGACCCCUUGGCCUCUAUCAAGUAUAUGGAUAGGCGCUUAUUAACCAGUGGUGUUUUUUAAAAAGAGAUGAUAUAUUUUGUAUUUUUAAUUUUAUAUUUGAUUUCAUGGCCAGUAAAAGUUUCUUUGUGUAACAAUAGAAAGUGGACCAAAGAUUAAAAACAAAGAAACGUUGUUCUACAUUACAGUACUUUGAAUGCAUUGAAAAUGAUUGUCUUUAGACCAGAUUUAGUUGUUGUUGUAGUUGUUAUUUUGUUGUUGUUUUACAAUUUCUUAUGGACAGUGGGGAAAAUUUUAAACAAUAUCUAAUUGAUGUAUUGGACAUGACCACUUCUGCAAAAAUGUGAUUGCAGACGAUAUAUAUUAAGUAUUUGUGUGGUUCACCAUUGGUUUUUGUAUAUAUUUCAUAAUUUUGUUUGCCCGGGGGUUUUGGUUUUUUUUCUUCUCGAUGGCCUAACGAAUUUGAAACCCAUUCGAUCCGUUUACCUUGAUAUGGGGAAAGGACAUGUCCCGAUUUAUGAAUCCCUUCAUUUCGUUAAAUCACGUGUAAUUAUGUUUAAAAAAAAAAAUAAUUACACGUGCUUUAACGAAAUGAUGUGAUAUUAAUGUUUUAUAUGUUAACAUGUAUCUUAUCAUAAUCUUAUACUCCAGUCAAACCGACGAGGUACUAUUAACUGACCCCCCCCCCAAAAAAAAAAAGAAUGGGGUCGAUCUUUCAGUGUGACAGGGAUUGGUGCUACGCCAUCACAGGACAGUCGAUGUCGGAGUUUAGAUUGCCUUAAAACGAAUGGCUCAUAAUUUAAUGUUCAGUUGUGUCAAGCAAUAUUUAAAAAAACUUUUUAUCUAAAAACAAUUCGAAGACCCUACAAAAGAGUAGGUCAUAUAUUAUGUUCAGUUUCGUGGUUUCGGGAGUCGUAAAAACAAAGACGCGUAUACCCUUUUUAAAGCUUUUUUAAUGGUUUUAAUGAUAAACACCGAUCUCAAUAAAACACAAAUCAGCAUUCAUUUUAAAGAUAGAUAAUAAUAAUUAUUUUGCAUAUUUCUGUUAGUAGUCCAGAAAUGUAAUGAAUUAACAUAAAACCGCUAUGUAUAUUCUUCUUUGUUUAAAGCAAAACUGAGUCCUGACGAUUAUAGAAUUUUAACCCCUAAUUUGCGAGAUGUGUACUGUUUCGAUAGAUGAUUUUAGUGGAUAAAUAAAUCUUCAUGACUAAAAGUUAGUAUAAGCUACUUAAUCCUUUUUCACUUGAACUCGUAUUUUUUGCACGGUUGCCUGGGAAAGAAAAGUGAAAACAAAUUGGUCAUGUAUAGGCCUAUAAAUCAUUAUUAUUGUCAGUAACAGGUUGUUACAUCUCAGGUGAUUUUCGAUAUGAUUUGUUACCCGCGUGAAUCUUUUAGACGGAAAAGAAAGUUAUGGAGCGAAUUCUUUGCGACAAUCCUUAACAGUGUAUAGUUGUUUUAAUGACUGUUUUAUGACUUCCUUCCUGAAGAGCAAUAUAGAGUAGUCAUGUUGAAAUGCGUUCAUUUUUGUUUCCUCUGGGUUGACACGUAUAAUAUAUGAAAUUUGUAACGUUAUCGUAAACAAAGAAGGUCGUAUUUGAUAUAACCUGUUGAGUUUUUAAAUACUAGCCUUUGAACUAUUUUAUUUUGCACAUUGUACCUUAACUGAAUAAAAGGAAAUAUAUUUGGGAAACUAUAA
Messenger RNA from Strongylocentrotus purpuratus (purple sea urchin), 3202 nucleotides. RefSeq names its product phospholipase B1, membrane-associated. Gene Ontology annotation, biological process: phospholipid metabolic process. The record is from RefSeq and is a predicted model, not a curated record. The transcript is spliced from 14 exons. Gene Ontology annotation, cellular component: brush border membrane. NCBI's taxonomy places the organism in Eukaryota, Metazoa, Echinodermata, Echinoidea, Camarodonta, Strongylocentrotidae. Gene Ontology annotation, molecular function: retinyl-palmitate esterase activity; phosphatidylcholine lysophospholipase A1 activity; A2-type glycerophospholipase activity. Bases 178 to 1488 code for a protein of 436 amino acids.